This is a messenger RNA of Orycteropus afer afer, 2151 nucleotides long. The record is from RefSeq and is a predicted model, not a curated record. NCBI's taxonomy places the organism in Eukaryota, Metazoa, Chordata, Mammalia, Tubulidentata, Orycteropodidae.
CGGUGGUGCCCUGAAAACUCCACAUGUAUCAGUGCCACCGCCUGUCGCUGUGACCCGGGAUUCAGUUCUCCAUCUGGGGACAUCACCAGCCCUGCAGAGGCCUGUGACGACAUCAACGAGUGUGCCCCACCUGUGAGGGUGUCCUGUGGAAAAUUUGCCGACUGCCAGAACGUGGAGGGGAGUUACUACUGCACAUGCAGCCCAGGAUACAUGCUUCCUACUGGGGGAAAAGCAUUCCGAAACGAGAGUGAGAACAUGUGUCAAGAUGUGAAUGAAUGUUCUUCGGGGCAAAACCCAUGCCAUAACACCACCCACUGCCUCAACAACGUGGGUGGCUACGAAUGCCGCUGCAGACAGGGCUGGAAGCCAAUGCCCGGGUCACCCAAUGGCCCAAACACCACUGUCCCCACAGAGAUGUCCUUCCCCUCCUGGUCCCGGCCCUCUGGAGUCACCAGCCAGAGCCUCUCCCGCUUCUUUGACAAAGUUCAGGAACUGAGCAGAGACUUCAAGCCAAACUCCGCCAGAAAGACUAUUCAAAACCUCAUUACAUUUGUGGAUGAGCUUCUGGAGGAGCCCGGGGAUCUGGAGGUCCUGGACCUGCCUGCCCGGCACCGCGUCGCCACCCAGCUGCUCUUGGGCCUUGAACAAGUCCUGAGAACCCUGGCCCAGGCCUUGCCUGAAGCCUCCUUCACCUACCAUUCCCCUGCGAACACAGAGCUGUCCCUGAAGAUCCAGGAGAACAGAGAUGGGGACAAGCACGUUAUCGUGGGCCAGAGCCACGCGCGGAUGCAGCUCAACUGGGCCACAGCAGCUCCAGACAAGGACUCGGGCCCCACGGUGGUGGGCAUCCUCUCCAGCCUGAAAAUGCAGAGAUUGCUAGCCAAUGCCUCCUUGGACCUGGAGCCCUGGAAGAAAGCUGAGCUGGAAGAGACUCACGAAAGCCCAGUCCAGGGGGCCCAGCUCAGUGUCCUCUCGGCUGUCAACUCCGCAUUCCUGAGCAACACAAACACAGAGAAACUUGACUCUCCCAUCACCUUUGCCUUCUCCCACAGUGAGUCCUCAGGCUGGGAGGAGGGGGGUUAUCCUCCUGUUCACCCCACAACGCCCGGGCCACGGCAGGAACUGAUCUGCGCCUUCUGGAGGGGUGACAGCCACAAGGGCGGGCAAUGGGCCACCACAGGCUGCCAGAUGCUAGGCAGUGGGAAUGGCAGUACCACCUGCCAGUGCAGCCACCUGAGCAGCUUUGCCGUCCUCAUGGCCCACUACAAGGUGGAGGACCCGAAACUGGCCUUGAUCACCAAAGUGGGGCUGUCGCUGUCGCUGAUUUGCCUGAUGCUGUGCAUCCUCACGUUCCUGCUGGUGCGACCCAUCCAGAGCUCGCGCACCACGGUGCACCUACACCUCUGCAUCUGCCUUUUCGUGGGCUCUGCUAUCUUCCUGGCAGGCAUCGAGAACGAGGGUGGCCAGGUGGGGCUGCGCUGCCGCCUGGUGGCCGGACUGCUGCACUACUUCUUUCUGGCCGCCUUCUGCUGGAUGAGCCUUGAGGGCCUGGAGCUUUACUUCCUCGUGGUGCGCGUGUUCCAAGGCCAGGGCCUGAGCACGCGCUGGCUCUGCCUCAUUGGCUACGGCGUGCCCGGCGUCAUCGUCGGCGUCUCAGCGGCUGUCAACAGCCAGGGCUAUGGCCGCGUCCCCUACUGCUGGUUGGACCCGGCCGGUGGCUUCCUUUGGAGCUUCUUGGGACCAGUGACCUUCAUCGUUCUGUGCAAUGCUGUCGUCUUUGUCAUUACUGUUUGGAAGCUCACCCAGAAGUUUUCUGAAAUCAACCCAGACAUGAAGAAAUUAAAGAAGGCAAGGGUGCUGACCAUCACCGCUGUGGCCCAGCUCUUUGUGCUGGGCUGCACCUGGGUCUUCGGCCUGUUCCUGUUCGACCCGCACAGCUGGGUCCUGUCGUACAUUUUCACCAUCCUCAACUGCCUGCAGGGUCUCUUCCUCUUCCUCCUGCACUGCCUGCUCAACAAGAAGGUGAGGGAAGAGUACUGGAAGUGGCUCUGCCUGGUCACCAGAAACAAAUACUCGGAGUUUACCUCAUCCACGUCUGCCACCAGCCACAACCAGACCCGGGCCCUCAGGCAGUCAGAAUCCGGAAUGUGA